GCCGUGUCACAAUAAAGGUCUAAACUCAGGGCGGAUAUCAUGUGCUAUUGGAAUUAAAAGGUCGACACUGAUGAAUUACAUCAUAACUCUUGAUUGAGUGGUCGGCGUUAAGGUUUACCAGAACAACAGACAGGGGUAACACAGUCACUGCAGUGUCGCUAACUGCUGCAUUUAGACGCCCGGAGCUGUAACAUCUGUAUUUGGGUAAUGGAGAAAGCCAAACAGGAUGCAUUUGACCGUGCAAGGCUUGAGGUGAUUAAAGAUGGCUACGAGAGAGGCUUUGAGUGCAUCAACAAAGGUCUGACAGCCGAUGAAGCGGGAGAUCCGAGCCAGGCUCUGGAGCUGUACAAGAAGGGUCGACACCACCUUCUACGGGGCGUCAGCGUGCCCUCGCGGGGCGAUGAGUGCACAGGCAGCUCCUGGGAGUCGGCCCGACAGAUGCAGCAGAAGAUGCAGGAGACCCUCAACAACAUCACCACCCGUCUCGCCAUACUGGAGACCGCUACCGCCGCCGAGGGGCCCGCCCAGCAGCCUUCUGAAAGCCUCUACCCAAAAAUACCAGCCAAAGAAAAGCCGCAAAGGCCCCGCCCACCGCUCCCAGGGAACGCACCCGCUUCUUUCAACCCCGAGGCGCUUUCUGCUAGCAGACCACCUGUAGCUCAAGGAGAGCAUCCGCCGGCGUAUUCGCCCCAAGCUGUCGAGGGUCACCUCUCCAUCUCGUACGGGACCGAAUCAGGGGAGCUUUCACUGGUGGGUGACGAUUUUUACAGCUGGACGUCAACCUCCUCCUCAUCACCGCAGAGCAUGGGCGAGGACGCGGAAGAGCUGCUGUGCAUCCCUCAGGGCGUGCAGAUAUUCUUUGUGACCCCCGAGGGCCAUGUGAGCGCCCCCUCCUACCCGGGCUACCUGCGACUGGUCAAGUUCACCAGCGAUCACUCUGAGACGAUCCCCGACAGACCUCCAGCUUUCCUGCAGGUGUGCGACUGGCUGUACCCGCUCAUGUCGACAAACUCCCCGGCCUUGCUGUGCAACACCGGCGUGUUCAUGUUCCCCGACAUGAUGGCGCCGGCGCCAGGCCAUUUUGUGGGAGUGGUUCUGUCUUCUGAGCUGCCUGCUGCCGACAGAGAGCUGUUCCAGGAUCUACUGUCUCAGAUGACAGACCUCAGGGUUCAGGCUCCUGUUGAAGCCGCCGAACAUGAUAAUCUCAGUCAUAAAGUGCCCAUUGUUACGCCGGAAGAAACCGAAGCGGCGGAGAAAAAGGCAGCGGAGGAGGAGGCAGCGGGGGGAGAGGACGACGACCAGGCUCUACCCGUAUGGAGCGAGAAGGUGGCCAGUGGCAUCCUGACCGGCGCGUCCUGGUUGAGCUGGGGUCUGGUCAAAGGAGCCGAGUUCACAGGCAAGGCCGUCCACAAGGGGGCGUCUAAACUCCGAGAGCACAUCACACCCGAGGACAAGCCUGCCCACGUCAGUCCCACCGUCACUAAAGGCCUUCAUGUUGCCAAGCAGGCGACGGGUGGAGCUGUCAAAGUCAGCCAGUUUCUCGUGGACGGCGUAUGCACUGUCGCCGGCUGCGUGGGCCGGGAGCUGGCGCCGCACGUGAAGAAACACGGGGAGAAGCUCAUUCCGGAGUCCAUGCGGAAAGACAAGGAUGGACGUUCGAACAUAGACGGUGCCAUGGUGGUGGCCGCCAGUGGCGUGCAAGGAUUUGCCACCAUGUGGACCGGUUUGGAGGUGGCGGCCAAAAACAUUGCGACGAGCGUGGCGUCAGAGACCGUCACCACGGUGAAGCACAAGUACGGCGCGGCAGCGGGCCAGGCCACCGAUCAAGCCUUCAACUCGGCCAUCAAUGUGGGCGUCACCGCCUUUAACAUCGACAACCUGGGCAUCAAAGCAGUGGCCAAAAGGACGGGCAAACAGACGGCGAAGGCCAUUUUGGAGGACUACAAGCUUCAGGAGCGAGGGGACGGACAGAAACAAGUUGAGAAAUCUGACAAAUGAAACUCCUGCCACCUUCAACCACUGUUGCCUUCAACUAAAAUAGUUCUAUAUUUAUUAUUAUUUGUGUAAAAAAAUGGCAAAAUCUAAAAUACUUAAGCUUUUUUGUCUAAACGAGGCUUUGAUGUAGAGAACACUAUACUGUAAAAGCAAAUAAUAUAUGCAUUGGAUGAUUUUAUUUAUUGACAAGUAAGUAGUAGUCUGUGUUCACAGCUUUAUUUUUAAUAAUACAUUAAAGGAAACUUUUAAUCGUAAUGCUGCUAAUACAAUUUAUCUGCAUUGUGAUUAUUGCAGUUUAACUGUCAUUGUCAUCACUGUGCCUUUAACUACUGUAUCAACUACUGUCUUUAAAAAAAUGAACAAAGAAAUAUUUUUUAAAACCAAAGCUAUGUAACUUUUUGUUGUUUUGUCCCAAGUACACACAGUAUGUUUUCUCUCAAGGACCACUUUUAACUUAUUCUUUGUCUUCAGAAUAUAUUAAAACACUGAGAUUUAAACACUG
Nerophis ophidion (straightnose pipefish) is the source of this 2497-nucleotide messenger RNA. Its product is annotated as spartin-like. The transcript is spliced from 8 exons. The record is from RefSeq and is a predicted model, not a curated record. Gene Ontology annotation, biological process: cell division; negative regulation of BMP signaling pathway. The coding region runs from base 208 to 1998 and encodes 596 amino acids. NCBI's taxonomy places the organism in Eukaryota, Metazoa, Chordata, Actinopteri, Syngnathiformes, Syngnathidae. Gene Ontology annotation, cellular component: plasma membrane.